CAGCAAGAGCCUGUUUGCCUUUACUAUAUAAAGCAGCAGAGACGUUGACGAGCAGAUAUUUGCCGAGUGAGGACUAUGAGAGCAGCAGCCAUCUCCACGCCAAGGUUAGACAAAAUGCCAGGAAUGUUCUUCUCUGCUAAUCCAAAGGAAUUGAAAGAAACUGAUCAUUCACUUCUAGAUGAUAAAACGCAUAAAAAGAGGCCAAAGACUUUUGGAAUGGAUGUGAAAGCGUACCUGAGAUCUAUGAUCCCACAUCUGGAAUCUGGAAUUAAACCUUCUAAAUCCAAAGACAUCAGACUCUCUGUUAAUGAAGUAAUGCAGUGGUCUCAAUCUCUGGAAAAACUACUUGCAAACCAAAUUGGUCAAGAUGUCUUCGGAAAUUUCCUGAAGUCUGAGUUCAGUGAGGAGAACAUUGAGUUCUGGCUGGCUUGUGAAGACUACAAAAAAACAGAGUCUGAUCUUUUGCAUUGCAAAGCAGAGAAAAUAUAUAAAGUAUUUGUGCAUUCAGAUGCUGCUAAACAAAUCAAUAUUGACUUUCACACUCGAGAAUCUACAGCCAAGAAGAUUAAAACACCAACCCCCACGUGUUUUGAUGAAGCCCAAAAAAUUAUAUAUACUCUUAUGGAAAAGGACUCCUAUCCCAGAUUUCUCAAAUCGAAUAUGUACUUAAAUCUUCUGAAUGAACUUCAGGCGAAUAGUCUAAAGUGAUCAGUUCCUGGCUGGAGAGCAUUGAUGAUUGUAUCAAGGACAGGAAUGUGCCAGUUAUGGCUCCCUGGGUGAACAACCUGGCCCUUUUAAGUGACUUCACAGGCCCAGGAGAAGAACAUACGACUCAAAAUGGAUUAACACGGAAGUUAUCCAGGCUCAGGGUUGAAGGCACAUAAGCAAGAUCAGACCUGAGAGACAGAAGAAGGAAGGAGAUACUGUGGUACUGUCUUAAAAAAAAAAAAAGAGAUGGACAUACCAGAAAAUCCCUCAGAACUGAGAAGGCCGGGUAACUCCAGUUACAUAGAAACUGUGAAUAAAGGUUUUGAAACCGAUUAAAACAUGCUAUAAGCUUCAAGGUCAACUGACAUCUAUGCUACAUCUUAUUAUAUAGAGAUUGUAUUGAGCUGCUGCGAUCUCUUUAACUUGGAUGCAUCUUUGGAAAAUAUGUGUUUGAAACCACCAUUGCUAUCAUUGCUAUUAUUGAUGCUUGCAAGGGUUUUUGGUGUUUUAUAUUUUUUGUUUGUUUUUGGCUUGAAAAAGAUGAAGAAAAGAACAAUGUAUUUAACAUAAGCUAAUGCUCUUAAAACUGGGAAGUCAGAAUUUAUUUGUAAAUUAAAUUAUCACAGUGUCAGUAAUAAAUGAGUUUUGUAUUAAAAAUAUAUAGAAGCAA
Messenger RNA from Ailuropoda melanoleuca (giant panda), 1378 nucleotides. It is a transcript of the gene RGS1, whose product is annotated as regulator of G protein signaling 1. The record is from RefSeq and is a predicted model, not a curated record. The coding region runs from base 76 to 708 and encodes 210 amino acids. The transcript is spliced from 5 exons. NCBI's taxonomy places the organism in Eukaryota, Metazoa, Chordata, Mammalia, Carnivora, Ursidae.